This is a messenger RNA of Bacillus rossius redtenbacheri, 5297 nucleotides long. RefSeq names its product lipoyl amidotransferase LIPT1, mitochondrial (gene Lipt1). Gene Ontology annotation, biological process: protein lipoylation. Lineage: Eukaryota; Metazoa; Arthropoda; Insecta; Phasmatodea; Bacillidae. The record is from RefSeq and is a predicted model, not a curated record. The transcript is spliced from 4 exons. Gene Ontology annotation, cellular component: cytoplasm; mitochondrion. Gene Ontology annotation, molecular function: lipoyltransferase activity. Bases 789 to 2024 code for a protein of 411 amino acids.
GCUCUCUUUAAACAGUUUUUUUUUUUACUUAAAAAUAACUUCUACUUCCGUGUAGAUCAAUUGACAUUGAUUUGACACGUAUUUUUUCUUUGUGUAUUUUGAUAUGUAACAAUAAUUUAGGUGUGAAUGCGUGUGAGUUUUGGGUUGGCAGAGUUUUAAACUGUUAUUGUUGCAUUGUUUACUGUUGGUAGUGCAUUUAUUAGUCCGUGUUAGUUCAGUUAUUUUUCCAAUCUGAAAUAUCACGGAGGGAUGCGAAAAGACUGUAGAGAUUGCUUGGGGAUAAGAUAUCGCAUCGGUACUCUCCACCAAACGUGGAAGUGGCUGCAUCAAACUCAAAGUUUGCAUGAUCAUAUGGUUUCCCUGGCGUCGUCUGAGAGAGACGUUUGAUUAAAGAAUAGAUGGAACUUUAAUGAGCCAAUUUACAAAUUGAAAAUAUAAAUGGUCACUUGUCAGUAGAAAUAUUAUAGCGGUUACUUGUCAUUGCCGUUCAGCGUGUUUGAAUUCAUCUUUAACAUAAACUAGUGAAUCACAAGAAAGUGAGAACCUAGAAUAUUGCUAUAAAUAAAUGCUCCUAUGGUCGCCACUUUAAAUGGACAUGUUAAAAGUAGUAGCCUGAAAGAUUAUUUUCAGAAGCCUUUCGUAUAAUAGCUGAUGCUUGUUUGGUUCAAUAAAAUUUGAAACAAUUUCACCUGUAAAAUUUCAGGUAAAAUAGUAUUACACAAAUCUGAAGAAAAAAUAACUGCCCAGAAGUAAAUUUGUGACUGAGAAAAAUUUCACUGUGUGCUGCAAUGGCAUACAUAUUUGCUCAAGGUUCAAAGAAAUGCAGUAAUUUGCUUUUUCUGCUUAGAAGUAAUAUAACAUCACCCUACUCAUGUAGUAGGUCUAGUUCUGUGUCUAGUGUGACGUUAGCGGAAAAAGAAGCAAAUAUCAAAAAGUCAAUUUUGAUAUCACAAUCCAAAGACAUCUACACUAACUUAGCUUUGGAAGAUUGGCUGUACAAAAAUUAUGAUUUUACCAAGCAACAUGUUCUGCUAGUUUGGCGAAAUUCCCCAUGUGUUGUUGUUGGGAGACAUCAAAACCCUUGGCUUGAAGCAAGUGCAGAAUAUUUGUUGAAUUAUGAAGUGUCUGUAGCUAGACGAAACAGUGGGGGAGGAGCUGUAUAUCAUGACCCUGGAAAUGUAAAUUUUACAUUUUUCACCAACAAAGAAAUGUACAAUAGAAGAAAUAAUCUUGAAAUCAUCAGUCGUGCAUUAUAUAGAGAGUGGGGUAUUUCAGCAGACAUUAACACUAGAGAAGAUAUUGUCAUCAAGAAGAAUUAUAAAGUGUCUGGAACAGCAUCAAAAUUAGGCAGCAAGAAUGCAUAUCAUCACUGUACGCUGAUGGUGGAUGUCGACAGAUGCCAGUUGAGUCAAGCACUCAAAAAGAAUAUUGUUGGAGUUGAUACAAAUGCCACCAAAAGCAUUCCGUCACCCGUGUUGAACCUGAAUGAUGUGAACAGCAGUGUGACUGUUGAGAAGUUGCUGGGCGCUGUUGGCUGGGAGUACUUGCGGACUACCCCUCUCACAAUGCAGGAUGCAGGUCAUGACUUCAUUAGUCAGCAGAAUGGUUUUCAGCUUGUCAACCCAACAGAAGGCUGGUUUCCAGGUGUGGAAAAACUGAGGAAUGAAUUUGCCAGCUGGGAUUGGCGUUUUGGUAAAACACCAGAUUUUCAAGUGACAAGAAAAUUUUACAUCCCGGAAGAACUGAAAAUCACAAUUACCGUCAAUAAAGGAAUAAUUGAAAAUGUAACGUUAAAAGUUCCACAAAAGCUAAUAUUAGCCCAUGGGUUUAAUGGCAAUGCUUCAGUGAUUACAAAUUUAAAAGGGCAGCAGUUUUCAGUUGCAGCCAUUAGGUAUUUGGAAAAAUCUGUUAUUAAUUUAGAAAAAUCUUACAGAGAGGCGAGUGAGGAAUUAAACUUUGAAUCUGCUUUUGUAGCAAAUGAAUCUGGUUUCUUUUUAAAAGAAAUGUCUAAAUCAAGUGGCUAGAAAUGUUUUGUGGGCCUUUGAGUAAUAAUGUCAGUCACAUUUAUAUGACAUAGGUAAGACUUUUUCUUGAAAUUAAAUGUGACACAGUUAUGUCAUAAAUAUUUGUAUCAUUAUGCUUAAAAGUGAUAUUUGCUUUAAAUAUUAACCAAGCCUUAUGUAAUGGCUGGAUUUGUAUUUUGCUGCUCUACAUAUUAUACUUACAUAUUUGGGUUACUUUCAUUUUAAAUGGCUACACCAUUAGGAGAAUGUAUAGUUUUAUGUAAAGUGCUUACUUUAUAGUUAUUGUUUUAGUUUUAUUAAAUUGCAUGUUAACAUUAACUAAAUGUUAUGUGACAUUUUAAAGGUAAUUUUUAAAUCAUUUAUUGCUUAGCAGUGUCUUCUCUUGUGCUUAGGAUCUGUUUUAUGUUUAAAGUAAUAUAUAUAUUCUUUGACAGCUUUUAAGUAGCUAUGCCAUUUAUAUUGCCAUGUUUUCCAAUUCAUAUUGGUAGAGGCACUAUUAUUAAUUUUACUUUAACUUUUAUUGUUUAAUAUUUAAUAUAUUUGAUUAAGAAUAGGGCUUUUGUAUUCUUAUUUUUUUGCUGGGUUUGGACACACCUAAUGCUGCUGCAGCAAUAAAGCAUACAAGUUUUAUAACUGUUGGUCAAGCUACAACUCUGUUUUAAGGAAAGUUCUACUAUCAACCUUCAAUAAAAUUUAUCAUGUAAGUUAUCACUUAAUGAGCAGGAUCUAAUAGUUACAAUUUGCUGUUUUGAUGUUAUAAAAUGCUUGGGCUGCUAAUAUCCAGGGGGAGCUUAUCAGGUCAUGAGCUAUCACUGACGAUUUGUUCAGAAGUGGUAACUGGUAAUACAGGACUUAAAUAUAAUAGAUUUUUCUGUGUUUGACUGAGACAGAAAUAUUACAGUUUAAAAAAAAAAACCAUUAAGAACAUUAGAUUAAAUGGUAAAAAAUAAUUUCCUGGAAAAUUGGCUAUGCUGUCCAAUGGAGUAUGAUUAGUGAAGAGUUUUAUGAAAAUAUUUUUUUUUUGUGUGUAUUUAAAGUUGAAUAAUUCUUUAUUUCAAAAGUCAAUAAGCUUAUAAUUACACCAAAAGAAACUUGUGUGUUUUAUCGAGUAAAAUUCUUGUGGUUGAGGUUAAACCAAAUCUCAAUCUGCAGCAAUAAAUGCUUUGUGUGUUAUUUUUGUUAAUAUUUCUUUGUAAUGUUGUACCUACCUAAAAUUUGUUCUUGGUCUCUGGUUUUUUGUAAAAGCUUACUAUGAAAUUUAAACUUUGUUGGCCAUUUAACCAAAUGUUAUGCAGAAGUGUGUAUAAUACUUUUAAUACAUAAGGUAGAUAAAAAAAUACAGGAUGAGUUUGAAUUCAACUGACAAACUUCUGCUGCAGCUUCAUCAUGACACGACACAAUAAGUUGAAAACCUCUACGUGACUUGUGGUCUAAGUGCUUCCCAAGGUUGGUGGUACAUGUCUUUGAAGUAGGGGCAGAACAAUAUUUUUAAUGUAAAUAAUAAAUAAGGUAAGAUGUAUCACUGAAGUUAUGAAUUAUGUUUAAUUAAAUGAUGUUCUACAACCACCAUGAAUUUUGUUGCUAUAACGUGAUUAUUUCAUUGAAAUAGUUGGUAGUAACUAACGCCUUUAUUUUCAACAUAUCUUUAUUUUCAACAUAUUUUUGUGACAUGUUAUGCUCAGUGUUCCUUAUUAAAUAUUUUCUCCAUUAUUUACAAUACAAAUGUUGUUUAGCUUCACUUUGGAUGAUGUACUCCAGCCUUCGGAAACACUUUAGACCAUAAGUCGUUCAGAGGUUUUCAACUUAUUGAGUCGUGAUGAACCUGCAGCCAAAGUUUGUUGGUCAAAUUCAGACUUGUGUAUAUGUUUUGAAAUUUUUUUAUCAUUAUAGUUAUGUCAUACAAAAUUCAACCUAAUUAAUUUUUUUGCACUUAUUUUGAAAAUACUUUUCAGCACUUGUAUUUGUUGUUUUGAAUAUAAAUUAUGUUUUUGUUUACAAGUUUUGUUUAAAAGCUAAGCAUUACAUUUCAACUAUCCAGUCAAUGCUGUGAAGGUUUUCAAAACGUGUGAUCAUUCAAUGAAAUGCCAUUACAAAUGUCCGUGGGAAUCAGUUUGUGAUAUUUCAUUUUGAAGUAUGCCUGAGAUUCAUGGUGCAAUUAAAGCACCCUUUGUUUCUCUGGAUUUAAAUGAUUAAAUUGUGUGUAAUGCAACAUAAUUCACCUGCAAUAAAAAUUGAAAGUCUAAUGCUAAAUAUUCUCUCCAUUAUGCUGUCCUCCACUGCAGCAGCUGGUAUUGAAGUGCAACAAUGUUAGGUGAAAGAGUGAAAGAAUCUUAUUCUAUAUAUUGCUUAGAUGUGUUCAUUUGUACAUAAAUCAUGCAAAUGUAGAAAAAUAAAUUUUCAUUAUUAUCUGUUCAUUCAUUAAUGGGAUAGUUUUAUUAUAUACUUGGGGUUUGUGUUUGUCAGAUCAUCUUAGAGAUGCAGAGAUAAGGAAAAAGAAAGACACAGUCUUUCAAAAAUGUUAGAAUGUUUUGUUUUUAUUUGAAGUUGUUACUGGCACAGUUUGGUUAUUGUUAUUUUGUGUUUAUGUGUUUGUAAUAAACCUGUAUAGAGUAGUAGUAUGCAGUUGAUAAAAAGAAGUAAUUAAAUGUUCCAAAAGUGAAUAGUCUAGUUCAAACAGUUAAUGUUAAAUUGCACAGAUGUGAAAUUAAUGUAAAUUAUGUUGGUGUAGUUUUGUAAAAUCAGCUUGUGUGUCAGUAACAUUUUGUGAAGAUAUUUGAAGACAUUUGUAUGUGAACAGCUAGUAAUAGUUAAGCUGAAAUAGACAUUCUUUUACUACAACAUUGUGAGUGUAAUUGAAGCCAUGGAACAAGACUGUCAAUUGAGCUAGGGUUUUGUAGACAUUAAUAUUUUUAUUUUAGUAUGAUACUGUAUUUUCUAUAUGGGUUAAUGUGUUCAAGCUUUCUUGUGAAUUAUAUUAUUAACCUCUGAGUAGAAAUAAAAUAACAAUAUUUGUAUUUAUCACUUAAGUAUUUGUUAAUCACAAUUUACAUAACUAUCAAAAAUCAUUAGUGACCAUUUAUGUUUAAAGCUUAAAAAAAGUACUUUUAUAGACUCAAGUUUGUCCUUACAAUAUCACAAAAGGUCUGAAAGUGCUCUUUGUUAGUAUAUUUUAUACUUUGUUACAUUUUAUAGUAUCAAUUAUCAUAAAGUAACCUAGGUGUUGAAUAAAUUUAAAUGGGGAAACUUAAAGAGAAAUAAAUCAUAUUAAACGUA